Messenger RNA from Brienomyrus brachyistius, 2424 nucleotides. RefSeq names its product MOB kinase activator 3A (gene mob3a). Gene Ontology annotation, cellular component: nucleus; cytoplasm. The record is from RefSeq and is a predicted model, not a curated record. Bases 430 to 1080 code for a protein of 216 amino acids. The transcript has 4 exons. Gene Ontology annotation, molecular function: protein kinase activator activity. Gene Ontology annotation, biological process: signal transduction; positive regulation of protein phosphorylation. Lineage: Eukaryota; Metazoa; Chordata; Actinopteri; Osteoglossiformes; Mormyridae.
GCGCCCUCCCCUACCACGCAGCAGGGCGGAGUGCCUUGACGUUGAUGCAGGAAACAUUGGUCUUUUGACCAAGUUUGCAGGAAAAGUCGGGCACUGCCCUUUGCUGUAUGCGCUGUAUUUUACUGUGUUAUUGCAGCCAUCUGUAUGUUACUAAUAAGCGCUGAGGGUGGGGCGGUCAUUUGUUAGAGAGGGAUAAACGUCGUUUUCGGAGGGAAGAGAUCGCGAAGCGGAACAAGAGUCUCUGACUUCCCCGAUCCCAGGACCUUCAGGAGUGAAAACGGCUGUGUGCUCUUCAUGCGAAGCCGGGACCUGCGCCACCUCAUCCCUUGCCGUGUUUAUUUUUGUGUUUGAUAUUAAAAUAGAAAUUGGGGCGACCGGAGUAGCGCAAAAUCCAAACAAACGGAGUGUAGUCCGCUGACGUCUGCCGCCAUGUCUCUGGCGCUGAAACAAGUCUUCAACAAGGACAGGACAUUCCGGCCCAAGCGUAAGUUUGAGCCGGGAACGCAGCGAUUUGAGCUGCACAAGAAGGCCCAGGCCUCCCUGAAUGCCGGGCUGGACCUGAAGCAGGCCGUGCAGCUGCCCCACGGCGAGGGCCUCAACGACUGGGUGGCCGUGCACGUGGUGGACUUCUUCAAUCGCAUCAAUCUCAUCUACGGCACCAUCAGCGACUCCUGCACGGACCAGUCCUGCCCGAUUAUGUCCGGCGGGCCCAAGUAUGAGUACCGUUGGCAGGAUGAGCAGAAGUACAAGAAGCCCACAGCCCUCUCUGCCCCCCGCUACAUGAACCUGCUGAUGGAUUGGAUAGAGGUACAGAUCAACAAUGAGAACAUCUUCCCCACCAAUGUUGGUACACCUUUUCCCAAAAAUUUCAUGCAAGUAGCGAAGAAGAUCCUGUCUCGCCUGUUCCGGGUCUUUGUACACGUCUACAUCCAUCACUUCGACCGCGUGAGCCAGCUAGGUGCGGAAGCUCACGUCAACACCUGUUACAAGCAUUUCUACUACUUCGUCACAGAGUUCGGCCUCAUAGACCACAAAGAGCUGGAACCGCUGAAGGAAAUGACGUCUCGGAUGUGUCAUUGAGAGGGACCCAGCAGCGAUCGCUUGACUUCCCACCAGCUUGAGACGGCUACCUAUACAGAAGACUGAAACAGGAAAUACAAACCACAGAGUCUAUUUUUUUUUAAAUAUGUAUUGUAAUUACAUUUAUAGGUGGAAAUGUAUUGAAUAGCCUAUUUUCUGUUUUUCAUGGAAGAUGAAAAAUUUAUAAUCUAGUAUUAACGAGCUAUUUUUUUUAAAUGAGAUGAAAUCAGUCCUUUCCUAUUUUGCUUUUGCUUUUAGCUUACAAAUUAUGAUUUAUACCGUCAUAUAUAUACUAUUGACGACAUAAAAUACGCACUGAAGACCACUUACCUUUCAUGUGUGAUCAUGUGGUUGUUUGGUAUGGGAUUUUUUAGAUGGUUUUAAUAUUUUUAAAGUAUCCAGUGUGGAUUUUGCCGAGCCACAGAGUAUCAAUCCUGAUCAGAAACCUCAGUUGAAAGACUUUGUGCCGAAUGAUCAUCUGAACAAAAAAGUGUUUAAGAUAGCAUGACUCGAACAUUUGGUGAGAGAUUUUUUUCUCCUGGGCUACACAUUAUUUCCCAAAAUUUUGUACUGGCGGUUUUAGAACUAAAGUAUUUGUUUUCACAUAGUGGGGGGAAGUGGUGUCUAUAAUCUUGCUAUAAAGAAAUCCUGUACAUUACAGCCUCUCCCCAGGUUUCGAUAGGUUUGUAGGAACAUAACCCCAUCAUAAGGUGAAAUUUUAAUACACCUAAAUUAAACAGCAUAGCUUAACCUAGCCCACCUUAAACAUGCUUAGAACACUCACAUUAGCCUACAGUUGGGUAAAAUCAUAAACACAACACCUAAUUUCUAUAAAAAAUUGUUGAACAUAUCAUGUAAUUGGUUGAAUUAUUUAAUGAAGGUGAAAAACAUUUACCCGUAACACGGAGGAUCGUAACCCGAGGAGCAUCUGUAUGUACGUGCUGACUGUGUUUGCACCAGCCAGUUUGUCAGCAUAAAAAUCCAUGUCGUACAUUAACGCCUUACGGUUUUUGCCACUAGAUGGCGCAAAAAGCCGUGCAGCCAAGGAUGGGCCGCCCCUGGAAGAUAAAAGUUUGCUUCCCGUUUAAUGUAAUUUAUGAUUGGAAACAUUUAAAUCUCGAAGUAAACUGGUUUACGAUAUACAAACGAUGUAACAAUGGGCUGUUAAACAGACCAAGUAGAAUCCAACGUUAUAAAACAUGGGGCGAACCUACGGUUCCUCGCCAUGUGGAUCAUUAAGUGAUAUUGGCUGUGCAGCAAAUCACUACUUCCAAUUGUGCUGUAGUCUAGGGAAUGCAAUAUUUAAACGCAAUAUUUACAAUAAAACUAACAAUGCAAAUAAAA